AUGGAGCCUCCCCAACAGCAAGGGGAGCGAGCUCUGUACAUCCAGAAGGACGGCGCAAUCAACCCAAGCAGCGCCAGCGGUAACCCUAACGGUGAUUUCAAUAUGUCUGCCGACAUUGUCGGUAGUGGCAGCGGCGGUGGCGCUGAUGCAAGCAACGGCGUUUCCGACCUUGCUGGAUUAACAGCGGCAAAGAUCGGGGGGAAGCCUCCGAGUGAGGCAGACAAGAAGGCAGCACCGAGAUCUGGGGGACCUGCGGCGGGCAAGCCAGGCAAAGACGGCAAGGGUACCAGCGGUAAGAAGAAGAAGACGACCGAGAACGGAGAGCGGAAGAAGAGCAAGAAGUCCAAGAAGAGCGGCAAGCAUGGGGAGGCAUCGGCAGACGGGGCAGCGACGGGAGCGACGCCAGGGAGCGAUAAGACCACCAAGGGCAAAACCGUAGCUAGCAAAACGGGCAGCAAGACCAAGGGUGCGGUUAAGAAGGUCGCUGCGGCAAGCGCUACCAAGAAGAAGGAAGGAACCACCACGUCGAGCGGGAACAAGAGCAAGGACCGCGGCCGGAGUGACAGAGAUAGUCGAAGCCCCAGCUGGAGCAGCCGGAGCUGGAGCAGUCGCAGCCGCAGCAGAAGCUGGAGCAGCCGAAGCAGCAGCAGGGGGAGGAGGGACAGCCGGUCGAGGAGCAGCAGCAGGCGGAGAAGGGAUAGCCGUUCGAGGAGCAGAGAACACAGCCGCUGGCACGGAUCCUCUUAUCGAGGUAGUGGCGGCGUCCGUGGCUACUCAAGAGCGCCCCGCGAGCGUUCCUGGGAUCGGUUUGGGAAUCGGUCCAGGGACCAAGAGCGAGGCCGACCGCAGCGCGAUCAGGAGAGGGACCGGGGCGACGGGCGACGGGGCUAUCGCAGGGAAAGCGAUCCUCCCUCUGGCAACAGAGGUCGAGACCGUGAUCGAGAUCGUGAUCGAGAUCGAGACCUGCCGAGAGGGAGAGAUCGGGAGGUUGUCGGCCGGGGAAGAGGGGAGCGAGAGGAAACGAGGGAUAAGGGACGCAGGGACGAUGCCGACUCAAGGGGCCCUGUUAGCGACAGAGACUAUCGCGGCGGAGACAGAAAGGAAGCUCGUAGCGGUAAGAAUGAGCCUCGCAGCGGAAACGGCAAGGAACAGGCCCAACGCGAUGGCAACGUGAAACCUCAGGGCGGCAGGGGGGACCCCAACGACGAUAAGAAGGAAGCUCGAGGGGACGUGAAAGAGCCUGUCAGCGAUAGGAAAGGGUCCCGCUCGGAUAGACAAGACCCCGACAAAGACAAGGAGGAAACUUCGAGGGAAGGCAAGGAUGAGCAGCAGCAGCAGCAGCAGCAGCAGCAGCCUAGGGUAGACAGGGGCGGUGAACAGCAGUACGGCGAGGACUCGCAAGGAGGUGGGAGCUACCGGCGGGACAGGGACUACCGACACCAUGGGGUCGACGACCGCUACGGAGGAAACAGGGGGGGAUACCGCCCUCGCGGGAGCAACGACUACUACGGCACCAGGGAGACCCGCAACCGAGAGCCAGCAGACCGCGACCACCGAGGAGAGAAGGGCUAUACCAGGGACGGCAGGGACAAAGGGCACGAUCAAGACCACAGGGGUCAGGAAGGUGACCGCGGCGGCAGCGUGCACGGGGGGGAACAUCAGGGGCGGGGCAUGGGACGAGAGCGCAACCCCCGCUCCGCGAGGACGGGGUCAGGGUUUGCAGACCAGCGCGGAGACCGAGGUCCACCGCCGCCACAUUCCGGGAGCGACGGCGGUCGGGGAUGGGCAGGAGCUGGCCCCGGGGUGCACUCCGGAAGAGAUGACGGCGGUGGCGAGAGGGGCGGGCCGAGGGGCGGAUCGAGGGAACGCUACAGACGCAACAACGGCGAGAGCGGCGGCGGUCCCGCGGAGGGGAUGCAGCACGACGGCGGCGGCCGCAUGGGGCAAGGUCCUUGGAAUGAUCCUCAUGUUCCCUACCCGUCGGAGGGGCGGCCUCGUCCUCAACAGCCGCAGCGAGAGACGUUCAACGGGGAAAGGCGCAGGGGCAGAUCCCCAGGCGGUGACGACGAACGAAAGUUUGAUGGGAUGAGGGCGGGAGCCGGGGCAAAUGGAGGGGAUGAGCCGGGGCCAGUGCUAAGGGACAAGCGCAGACGAAGUGGCAGCAGAACAACCGGGCCUUCGGAGGCCGACCAAGCACCUGGGGAUUCGUUUGCCGGGGCCGGCACGGGAACACUCACCGCUGGACCCGGGGCCUAUGGACCAGGACACUCACCCGCUAAGCGUUUGAGGGGUGACGAGCCUCCGCCGUUCGCAGAUGUGGGAGUAGCAGCACCGGGGGGUCGGGGAGGGAUGAGAGGCGAGGAAGACAUGCUGCGGCGCCCCUCUGGCAUGCGCCCCGGGGGGCCAGGACGGGGCGUCGAGCCCGGAAUGAGAGGCCCGGAGCCUGGGAUGCAAGGCAGGGGGAUGGGUGGCGGCCGGGGCAGAGGCGGCGGCCGCUUUGGGCCAGAGGGAAGAGGUGGACGAGGAGGAGGUGCUGAGUACGUGGAGGGAGGCCGAGGAGGGGACUUGCCCCCCCCGGAUGGCUACCGGAUGGACUUCCCCCCCGGUCAGAUGGACAGGAUGGACCGGGACCGGCACCAGGACCGUGACCGAGACCGUCGCAGGGGACCCCCUCUCGUCGACAGAGACGGCCAGCCUCCCCCACCAUGGGCAAACGGCGCCAUGGACGGCCCUCCUGACGGAGGCCGGGGGGGAGGAGGACGAGGACGUGGAGGAAGAGGAAGAGGAAGAGGAAGAGGUGGCCCGGGGUCGGAAGGGAUGGGACCGUUGAACCGCAUGGAUCCAGGCCAGCCGCGGAUGAUGCCGGCCAUUUCACCACCAGAAGGGGGCUUCGGGCCUCCAGAGCGGGUAUACGGGAGAGGCGGGCGGGGUAGAGGCGGCGGAGAGUUCGACUUCGGGGGGCCCGACGGGGGGAGGGGGAGAGGGCGGGGGGGUGGGGGGGGGCGCGGUAGUGAGCGGCCGCCGUUUCCUCCGGGCGGCGUGGACGGGGCACCAGAGGGGAAGUACGAUUCAGCAGGCCGAGGACCAGAGCCAGUCGGGCCGAACGCUCGUGGCGGUGGCGGCGGUGUAGCCCCCUUAGCACCACCCAACAAUUUGUCGGGGGCCCCCGGCCCAAGGCAAGGAGGUCGAGCGAUGUUAGGAGGGGGAGGAGGAGGACCCGACCGGCCGAUGGGUGGACCGGAGAGAGGGCCAGGACUAGAGAUGGGCGGCCGCGGGGGGCGGGGCGGCGGCGAUCGCCACAGCAGCGGCGGUCGCGGCGCCGGCGGCGCACCCAACAGACUGGAGCAAGAAAACAUUGCCGCCCCCCCCGGCGGGGGCAGACGGGGGAUACCCCGCCCCCCUCCCGGAUUUUGGGGACCGCGGGGCCCCCCUCCCCCCGGACACCCCGCCUGGAACGACCCGGCUCUCGAGCAGUACAUACCGAGGCAACAACACGGGAACGGGGAAGGAGACGGCGGCCGCCCGGGAGUAGGGGGGGGGGGAGGAAGAGGACGAGGCCCUGGCUUCUAUCCGCCCCGGGGCGAAGGAGUGAGAGGAGGAGUCGGGGAGCCAAGGAGGCAGCAGCAGCAAGAUGGGGGCCCGCCGCUUCACUUCGAUGGUGCGGGGGGUCCCGGUGGUGGUGGUCAGCCUCCCCCGCCGUGGGCCGCAGCGGGCGGUCUUCCGCCGAGAGGAUUCGGGGGGCCUCAGCAGCAUCAGGGCCGGGGUGGUGCCGGAUUGGGUGGGCCGAUGAGAGGGCGGGGGCAAGGCGGCGGCGGCCGCGGCGGCCAGAAUGGGUCUCGAGGGUCGAUGGUUAGACCGGACGAGGGCAGGGGGCCACUGCCGCCGCCGCCGCCUGGUGACGGCCCGUGGCGGCCGAUGGGUACGGCGCCGUGGGAGAACGGUCGGGGUGACGUGCUUCCGCCGCCGCCAGCAGGCGCCGGGUGGGGGCCGGGAGGGGGCAACUGGGAGCAGGAAGGCGGGGGCAUGCGGCGGGGCGACAGCAGGGAGAGAGUGUGGGGGCCCCCUGGCCCCGGAGGCGGCCCGCCAGGAAUUGGAGGACCGGAUGGUCCAAGGCUUCGGAGAUCUCGAUCCCGCUCCGACUCCCGACCGCGCAGAGGUCCUGGCCCUCCUCCUCACGGUGCCUGGGAAGCAAACAAUAACAAUAUGAACAACAACAGGGGAGACGGGCGAGGGCCAAGAGGAGGAGAAGGAUUCGGCGGCGAGGGAUACGGCCCCCCCGGCGAGCGAAGACAGCCCCCCUACGGCGGUCACCAGCAGUCACAGCAAGACCGCUGGCAGGCCGAUCAAUGGCAACCACACCCCCGGCACGGCCCCGGCGGCGACUUCCCGAGGUUCCCGCCGGAUGAUGACUUGGAGGCGAUAGCAGAGGCGGCUGAGGUUGAUCCUGCAGUUGUUGCCGUGGCGGCCAACCUCGCGCCGGUGUGCGUGUCACGGCAGCUGCUGUCGGAGGGCGCUUACCGCCGCUUGGCCCUCGCGCGUCAAGCCGGAGAUGAUGUCGAGGCCGGGCUUACCUUCGAACCGGAGGAGGGAUACGAUGACGAAGAGGAAAGGGGCACAGGUGCGGGUGUGAAACCAAAGGAGGAGGCAGGCGUCAACGCCGGAACCGCCAUGGGCGAAGGGGCGACGCCUGCAAGCGGCACGGAGAUGGACGGCGGUGACAACGGCUACGGCGACGGCAUCAACACUACCCCGGCACAGUUGGCCACGGACGAAAGCGGCGGCGGCGGCGGCGGCGGCGGCGGUUCUCCGGAUGGCGCAGAAGAAGAGGACGACCUUUACGGCGAUCUCUACGGCGGCCUGGACGACGACGGUGGCGGUGGGACUGACAUGGACGGCGGUGUCCGAAAUGGUGGCGGAGGCGGGGGGGGUCAGGACGGCGCGGGCGACGAUGGCGGCGGCGUGGGCGAGGAGGGCCAAGGUGCCGGCGGGCUGAACGGAGGCGGUGCGGUGGAAGCAGGAGGAGGGGACGGUAUGGCUGAGGAGGUCAGCACUCGUGCCGUUAUGAACGCUCUUAAGAGAUUGGAGGGCCCGAUUUUCAUCCCUGCACCUCCAGAGGCUACACCUGUGUCUUUGAUGUUGGGGGACAUCUCCGUUGGGCUUCCCCUCAAUGUUUUAUCGGCGCCUGAAACGUACCACUAGUCCUGAGUUCUCACAUCAAUCGAUUCUCCUGCUGGAGUUGCUACGGGGGUGAAAGCACUAGCCAUCGCACCGUGGGUUUGAAAGGUUACACCCCGUAAAGGGGGGUAGGUGCUGUGUUUUCAGCGGGUUGUAGGGCACCCCUCCUGUGCUGUUAUUGUUUCCAUGGUAUAUAUUAAGUUCUUCAUGAACGGGUGUUUCGUAUACAAGUACAAGGUAGUUUUACAUUUCUUUUUUCUGGGAGUGAGUCGGAUUUGGAGAAUGUUCUCCGACCGGCCAAAAAUAAUCAGCAUGUGUUGGUUUUGGGAGGAAGGUGUUUGAUAUUUGUCUGGUGUGGUUGCAGGCGUGAAGUGUAGCUGGCUUCUCUGGUGGUGGCAGGUACAGGGUGCAGGUCAAUGUUUUAGUGUUUGGGCGAAGCGUUUUUAUCGAAUCACAAGAAAACUUGAUGUGUUAUUUUUGUUGGAAGAAACCAGGAUCAUGGCACCGCUCCGACCUGAAUCUUUU
This is a messenger RNA of Ectocarpus siliculosus, 5700 nucleotides long. NCBI's taxonomy places the organism in Eukaryota, Phaeophyceae, Ectocarpales, Ectocarpaceae. The record is from the annotation of a GenBank genome assembly.